This is a messenger RNA of Naegleria fowleri, 495 nucleotides long. RefSeq lists its product as uncharacterized. The record is from RefSeq and is a predicted model, not a curated record. The transcript has 2 exons. NCBI's taxonomy places the organism in Eukaryota, Heterolobosea, Eutetramitea, Acrasida, Naegleriidae. The coding region runs from base 1 to 495 and encodes 164 amino acids.
AUGAACAAGAGCAUUGUACCAGCCUCAAAGAAACUCGUAAACUUGAUCAAGAGAAACCCAAACACUGUGUUUGUUCCUUCGGCUAAUGCUGGAGUGAGAUUCCUCCACAUUCAACACAAGACACCAGGUUUCUUUGAUCAAGUCUCAGGUAUUUACUCGACACCAGAGUUCAAACUCUCCAUGAAGCCUUUGGAAUUCCGUGGUGGCCAACCAUUGUGGUACUCCAACUUUUUGGGAGGUAUCAUUAUUGCUAUCCCAGUUGCUGCUGGUAUUUUCUUCUCUCUCUUCUCCUUGUUUUGGUAUACCUUCUUUGACUCACAAACCACCUUGUCGAGAUCCAAUCCACAUCCUUUCCUCAUGAUUAAGAACGGUGCUGACUCACAAGCCUCAGUGAACCCACUCUUCAGAUUCUGUUAUAGAUUUGGCCCACAAGCUGCCGAUUACAAGAUGUUGUUCCAAAACGAGCUCAACAUUGCCAAGAAAAAGCAACUCUAA